This is a messenger RNA of Pogoniulus pusillus (Red-fronted tinkerbird), 5006 nucleotides long. It is a transcript of the gene GATAD2B, whose product is annotated as GATA zinc finger domain containing 2B. Gene Ontology annotation, cellular component: NuRD complex. NCBI's taxonomy places the organism in Eukaryota, Metazoa, Chordata, Aves, Piciformes, Lybiidae. Gene Ontology annotation, molecular function: zinc ion binding; sequence-specific DNA binding. The coding region runs from base 297 to 2072 and encodes 591 amino acids. Gene Ontology annotation, biological process: negative regulation of transcription by RNA polymerase II. The transcript has 11 exons. The record is from RefSeq and is a predicted model, not a curated record.
GUAAAAGUAAGCAUCCCCUUUCUUUUGUUUAAUAUAAGAGCACGGCGCAUGAUUGGCAGGGAAGUGCCCGCUCCAGACAGGGCUGCCGCAGGUCCCUGGAGGGGGAUGGCACGCGGGGCCGCCCGGGCUCUGCCGAGAGGGCUGCUCCGCACCCCCGACCCAGCCUCCUCUUCCUCGUCUUCCUCUCCCAACCUUUAUCCUUCGCCGCCGGCCCCCCCGCCGUGCCCGCGCUGCCUCUCGCCUCUGCUGCCCAAUUCUCUUGCCACCUGGAGGAGGCAGCGGCAGUGCUGUACCUGAUGGACAGAAUGACCGAGGAUGCUCUGCGCUUGAACCUGCUGAAGCGCAGCCUGGACCCAACAGAGGAGCGUGACGAUGUCCUGGCCAAGAGACUGAAGAUGGAGGGGCAUGAGGCCAUGGAGCGCCUCAAGAUGCUGGCACUGCUGAAGAGGAAAGACCUCUCAGGCAUCGAGGUGCCCCACGAGCUGCCAGUGAAACAGGACGGGGUGAAAGUCUACGAGGAGAAGCUGAACGGGAGCCUGCGGCCCCACGGGGAGGGUAGGACUGCAGGGAGGCCUGGCAAGGAGAACAUCAAUGAUGAGCCGGUGGACAUGAGUGCCAGGAGGAGUGAGCAGGACAGAGGCCGCCUGACGCCGUCCCCAGAUGUCAUUGUACUGUCCGACAACGAAGCCUCCAGCCCCCGCGCCAGCUCUCGCAUGGAGGAGAGGCUCAAGGCAGCCAACCUGGAGAUGUUCAAGGGGAAAAGCAUCGAGGAACGGCAGCAGCUCAUCAAGCAGCUCCGGGACGAGCUGCGGCUGGAGGAGGCCAGGCUGGUGCUGCUGAAGAAGCUGAGGCAGAGCCAGCUGCAGAAGGAAAAUGUGGUCCAGAAGACUCCAGUGGUCCCAAACGCAGCAUCCAUCGUGCAGCCUUCUCCUGCCCACGUGGGACAGCAGGGACUGUCCAAGCUUCCCUCCAGGCCUGGAGCUCAGGGGGUUGAGCCACAGAACUUAAGAACAUUACAGGGUCACAGCGUCAUCAGGUCUGCCACAAACACGACCCUGCCCCAUAUGCUGAUGUCCCAGCGUGUGAUUGCCCCGAACCCUGCCCAGCUGCAGGGGCAGAGGGUGCCCCCCAAGCCUGGCCUCAUCCGCACCACGACUCCCAGCAUGAAUCCAGCCAUUAGCUACCAGCCGCAAUCCAGCUCAUCUGUCCCGUGCCAGCGUACGUCAUCCUCAGCCAUCUACAUGAACCUUGCCUCCCACAUCCAGCCUGGCGCCGUCAACAGGGUGUCCUCACCCCUGCCCAGCCCCAGCGCCCUGAACGACGCUGCCAACUCGCAGGCAGCUGCCAAGCUGGCGCUGCGCAAGCAGCUGGAGAAGACUCUGCUGGAGAUCCCCCCGCCAAAGCCGCCUGCCCCGCUGCUGCACUUCCUGCCCAGCGCAGCCAACAGCGAAUUCAUCUACAUGGUGGGGCUGGAGGAGGUGGUGCAGAGUGUCAUCGACAGCCAGGGGAAGAGCUGCACAUCCCUGCUGCGCGUGGAGCCCUUUGUCUGCGCCCAGUGCCGCACCGACUUCACCCCACACUGGAAGCAGGAGAAGAGUGGCAAGAUCCUGUGUGAGCAGUGCAUGACCUCCAACCAGAAGAAGGCUCUGAAGGCCGAGCACACCAACAGGCUGAAGAAUGCCUUCGUGAAGGCUCUGCAGCAGGAACAGGAGAUCGAACAGAGGCUACAGCAGCAGGCAGCCCUCUCCCCCACCUCUGCUCCAGCCGUGUCCAGCGUCAGCAAGCAGGAGAACAUCAUGAGGCACCAUACACUGCGGCAGGCUCCCCAGCCACAGAGCACACUGCAGCGUGGCAUCCCCACCUCUGCCCGCUCCAUGCUCUCCAACUUCGCGCAGGCACCGCAGCUCUCAGUGGCAGGAGGGCUCCUGGGCAUGCCAGGUGUGAACAUCGCCUACCUGAACGCGGGCAUGGGGGGCCACAAGGCGUCGAGCCUGGCGGACCGGCAGCGGGAGUACUUGCUGGAUAUGAUCCCCCCCCGCUCCAUAUCUCAGUCCAUCAGCGGGCAGAAAUAGCCCUGCUCGGCCCCCAGCACGCGGUGCCUGCGCUGCUGCCUCCCGCCAGCAGGGGCAGAGGGAAAGACCCAGCAGAGAAAACGGAAACAAAGCGGAAAGUGAGGAAAAAAACAGGAAAGAAACAAACCCACACAAGGAACCAUUUCCAGCCCGGCCUGGCUGUCCCCUCCCCACCACCCCUGCGCCCUGUUUGGUUUUCCGUCACUGCCAGAGGUCACCUCCUUGGCCCCCUCCCAGGUCAGGACAAGGUCUGCUCCAGACCCUCCCCCAGCUUGGUUUUGCCUCUUUUAUUUUGAUGACAAAGUUUAGAUUUUUUUUCACUCGUGUUGUGGUUUUGCUUUGCUCUUUCUCCUCUCUUCCUCCUCUGCUAAAUGGAUGCUUUAACCCCUGGGGGCUUUGCCCUGCAAACCCUUCUUUUUGUUGCCCUUUCCAGAAGACUUUCCACGGGGCAGCCACUUGACUUUUGGUGCCCCUGGUUCUGGUCUCUAAGGGCAGGCCCAGUGCUGACUCAGGGGGACAGUGCGGGCAAGGACCUGCAAUGGGCCACGGCUUGGUGCCACCGGGCCUGGGGCUUGGCCAAAGCAGCUGGGGACACUGAUCCAAACACCCUGGAUGCAACCCCUUGGAUCCCAGAACCUUGAAUCCCAGCACCUUGGAUCCCCACACCUUGGAUCCCAGCACUUUGGUUCUCAACACAUUCGUUUCCAACACUUUGGAUGCAACACCUUGGAUCCACCACCUCAAAGCCACCACCCUGGAUCCAACUCCUUGGCUCCCAACACCUUGGAUCCCAGCAGACUGGAUCUCAGCACCUCGGAUCUCAGCAGCCCAACACCAGAUCCCAACCCCUGUCCUUGACAGGGAGCCAUUGCCCACUGACCAAGUCCAAGAAGCCCCUGGCAUGGGAGUGGCUGCCACAUCAGGACCCCUUUGCAUGGGCUCUGGAGUGGGACCAGCACCGAGCAGGACACCAAGAAGUGGCCAUGGGCAGGGGGUCCCCAGCACCGUCCCCGCCCCGCGCACGCCGAAGCCACAGCAGCCUGGCACUGGCACCACGGACGAUGGCAGGGGGCUGGCGGCAGCGGCGCCCGGUGGGCAGUGAACCCAAAGCAAGGAAGGAGCCGCACAGAGCCGGCCGAGAAAGGCUCAAUUUGCACUUACCCUGCACCCUGACAGGCUCUGCUCUUCCUCCUCCUCCAGCCCCACCCCAGUCGCCCCCAUGCCCCUGUCCUCUUUCCCCUCCCUGGCACCCAGCUCUGCCCAGCCCCAGCUUUGCUGCUCCUGGGCUCUCUUUUGGGUUUUUUGGGGCUUUUAUUGGCCUUUUAGAACAUUUUUUUCACUUUGGGUUUUUUGUGCUUUUCCUGUGCCCUGUUCCCAUUUUGUGCAAUUCUGAGGCUCUCUCUCUUGCCCCUGACUUUGGGUCUCUGGGGCUGGGGUCUCCCUGGAGUACCCCUCACAAUUUUUCCCCCUCCCCAGCUCACUAAGCACUUAACCCCCCGAGGGGCCUGGGCACCCUGACACACCCCCCACGCCCCACACGCCCCCGGGACCCUCCAGAGGCAAAAGGAUUUUCUUUGGGGGUUAAUUUGGGCUUUUUUGGAGGCUCCUGAAGGUAGAGGCAGAUCUAUAGACACAGGUGUAUUUUUUUGUGGGCUUUUUUUAAGGGGAGUCACCUCCAUUAGCUCCCCCCUUCCCUUUUUUUCACACCCCCACCCCCCCCCCCCGGGAGCACCAGGCUCUUCUCAACAACCCCCCACUUGCUUCCCCGGGGGGAGCACUUUGGACCAUUUAUUUCCUGGGUAAACCUUUGGAAUGUUCAGUUUAUUUUGGGGGGCUGUGUUUUUCUAAAGAGUCCACCCCCCCGCCGCUUCGACAUGGUCCGGCCCCCACACGCACGCCAGACAGGCCCUUGCUCAAGUGCCGUCCUCCCCGCCCCGUCGGGUGCUGCCUCGCGGCCACCUGGGCGCCUGGGUCGAGGAAAUUCAGAAUUAAGAGAAAGAAAAAGACAAAAUAACCAAGUGCAAUAUUUCACCCCAAGCCUCUCCCGGGGGGGUACGGAGAGGGAGAGGAGGGGAGAGGGGCAGUCGGUGGAGAUCAAGAUGCCAGCUUCAUGGUGCUAAACCUGGAAUCCACCCCCCGGAGACGAGGGGACCCCCCCGCCCCCCACCUCGGGUCUUCAGUUUGCUUUUUGUUGUUGUUUUAAAUCCCUUUUUUUUUUUCCUGGGGGGGAGUUUGAUGGGGCUAGGAUGGGGCAAAACGCCUCGGCCCUGGGGUCUGCUGGCAGUUCCCCUCCCCCCAACCCUGCCCCAACUCCUCCCCAGCCUCAUUCCAGCCCCCAAACGGUGCCUGGGGGCGGUGGGGGAGUGGGCAGUGAGGCCACCCCCCAGGGCUCCCGGAGGUUGUGACCUGCGCAGCUUUGCUCUUUUUGUUACGAUUCUUCUUUUGGCUUGGCCCCUCCUGCCCCCUCCCCCGGGGUCCUUUUUUCCUUCAUUUUUGGGCUUCCCCCGCCCAAGGUCCAGAAACAAGGAUUUUUCCCUGCUUCUCUCACGGCUAGAGGUAGAUCUGCUCGCGAAGCUUUCUUUGGGGGCCUGGGGUAUGUGUGUGUGGGGGGGGUUCCUCCAAAGCCCCGCUCUGCCCUGCCCUGCCCCCUUUUCUCUCCCCCCGCCUCGUCAUUAAGCUUCCGACCUUGCUGCCGAACGCUAUGCCCAGGACUCCACUUGUACAUAAGCUACUUCCUGACACAUUAAAGAAGAUUUAAAAAAAAGGAGAAAAAAAAAAAAAGAGGAAAAAAAGAAAACGGGGGGGGGGGGGGGGUGUGGAAGAGGAAGAAAAUAAAAGAGGAGGGAAAAGAAAACGAGGAAAAAAUAGGGGGGAAAGAGAGGAAAAAAAGAAGAGGAAAGAAAAAGGAUAAAAAGGAAACAUUUUUUAAAAAGG